GGCUCCUUCCUGUCCCGCCCACCUGGGAAAUGGCAAGGGGGGCCAUGUGAGCCUCUUUGUGUUUGCAAGAGAUUUGUGUUUGCAGAGAUGCCGGACGAGGAAGCGGCUCGCGCCAAGGGAGCCCCAUGUUAAAGGGGCUGGUGACCUUUGAGGAGGUGGCCGUGUAUUUCACUGAGGAGGAGUGGGCCUUGCUGAAUCUGGACCAGAGAGCUCUGUACAAGGAGGUCAUGCUGGAGAUUCACGAGAUGGUGACCUCUCUCGAAGGACAUCUGAAUUCCAGACCUGAUCUCAUCUCCUGGCUAGAAGAAGACAGAAAAGACCUCUUUGCCCAGGGCUCCAUGGAAGAGGAAGGAUCCGCAGGUGGCAGAUCUCUGAAAAAGAUCAAGGUGGAGAGCUUUCCGGAUGAAGGGCCGGUGGUCAAGGAAGAGUAUGAGACUCUACCGGGAAGAUGCCAAGAGAACGUUUCUUUCCCAAGCGAAGCCAGUGAGGAGGUGCACCUGCUUAGCCGCACAGCUGACCACGGUUUUGCCGAAGGGAUGUCUCUCACAAGCAGCGGCAGGAAAGGGCGAGGCGUCUCCUGGAGGCACCAGGAGAUUUUGGACCUUUUGGACAUUUGGGGGGAGCCAAAGAUUCAGGAGCAGCUGCGUGCCAGUCACCGCAACAUCGAGGCCUUCGAGAUCAUUGCCCGCAAAAUGAGCUGCCGCGGCCACGGGCGCAAUGCGGUGGAGUGCCGCUCUAAAACGAAGUGCAUGAGGCUGGAGUACCAGCGCGUGGUGAACCACAACUCCAGGACCGGGAGACACACGGCGACCUGCCCCUACUAUGCAAAGCUACACAGCAUACUCCACAACGGGGAUGCGACCGUCAGGCCGAAGCGCAUUCCUAGGAACAUCAAGAAAAAAAUAAGGGACCCGACGCCACUUGCCAAGGAUGCUGUUCCAAAGCACAUGGAGGAACUUUAUACCCCAGAUGUGCAAACCGUAAAUGUGGAGGACUACAUGGUGAAACAAGUCAUUGUUGCUGGGGAUGGCCACAGCAAAGAAAACGAGGUAGACGAUAGCAUUGAGAUGUGCAUUGUUGGAGAUCGGUCAGAUGCAGCCUCCAGCGGCAUUGGGGUGGAAAUUGAAGCCGACCAAGCAGACACAGAGGUGGAGAGGGAACAAGAUACGGCACUUCCUAACCGCCCGGCUCCUCCUCUGUCUCCUGAUACGAGUCUGGCAACGCUGAGGACUAAGAAGAAAAGAAGAGGCGAAAGCGACAUGAUCGAACGCCUUAUGAAGCAUUCCUCGAUGGAGAACGCGAGGCUCUUGGCCGCGAUGGAGAAGGAUAGCAGAGUUUUUUCAGAGUACGUGCAACUCAUGAAGGAGGAAGAUGCACAGAUUAGAGAGGAGAGGAAGGCCUUUCUGUGUUCUAUUGACAAUCUGGGCACCAUUCUGCAGAGUCUGGUCGCUGGCCUAAAUAAAAUUGGGGAGGCGCUGGUCAAGCAAGAACAGAGCACGGUUGGUGGGCUUGCAGAUGGCGGUCCUAACCUCAACUCGCCCUCGGGUCAGGUGUCGCCAGUGCUUUGCAACAGAGAAAACGCCCCAUCGCAGAGCAGCCAUUUGCCAGGCUCGCUAGAGCGGGGGUCUCCGGAAACAUCAACCCCCGCAAAAGAUUCGGUGUACAUUCCAGACUGCCAAGGGUAGUAGUGCGUGCAAACCCAGGGGUGGGUAACCCUUUUCAGCCUGUGAAGGUGGCAUGCCUCCCGGGGCCUGCUUGCCAGUGGUGGGUGGGGCUAAUGCCAAAGUGGGUGGAGCCCAUGCAGGAAAGUGGGCUGGUGUCACCUCCUCCUCACUCACGCACCUAUUCAUACGCAUCCAUUCAGAACCUCACAUGUGCAUUAGAGCUUUUUAAAAGCUGGUUUAGGAGGUGCGGGGAGAUCGCCCCACACAGAGGAGGAAGGGUGAUCCUCUUCUCCAGCUGCAAUCUUCACGAUGAACCCCCACAUCCCCAUAGCAAUGAGGCUUGAACCCAUUGGAGCAAAGUAGGUGGGUUUUUUUCAAGCCCAAUUGCUGCAUGGGGGAGCUGUUUUUGCCAGGGUGGGGGUUGCAGUGUACUGGUGAAACAUUAGCACAGCCCCAGUUGCAGGCCCCGGGACGAUGGCUUCACUAUGCAUGGAGCCAAUGGGAGGCUUUUUCAAAGUCUAGCUGCCACUCAGGGUGGGGAGACCAGGCAGGUGGCUCCUACAUCUUGCCUAGACCAGUAAGCAACUCCCUACCUUGAGUUUGCGCUUUACCCAAGGCAUAGACUUGCAUUACUAUAAACAUGUUGUGGGGGGGAGGGGGGCGAGCCUUGUUGAAUGUUCUCAGUGUCUAGCACAGGCGUGGCUAACUCUCAGUUCAGGGGCCUGAUACGGCCUUCACACACCCCGAGCAAUUGUUUCUAGAUCCCACUCAUUUUGGCAGUGGCACACAAUUUUUUUUAAAAAAAUACUGUAUUGGUCUGAAUAUAGGCCACCCCCUAAAAUAAGGGGUGGUAUUCAGCACUAGUCCUACUCAGAGUUGACCCAUUGAGGUCAAUGGGCAUGGCUAACUUGCAUUUGUAAAUUUCAGUGGCUUGUAUUCAACGUAGCACUAAGGAGAUCAUUUUGAGAAUGCAGGUGUUUCUGCUUGCCUGACAGAAGGAUCUCCCCUUCUCCUCCCCACAUGAGCUGUUCUGGGGCAGAUUUGGGGAGGGUGUGGGGGGCGAGUGGAGGAGGAGAGCCCUGUUGCGCUAGUGGGAGUCCUUGUGCUGGUUUCUGCCCAUGCAACAGAUUAGUUGAAUACCCCCCCAGUGGGUCUAUUCAGAAUAGGAGUUAAUUGACUACAUCCUAAUAUCUCUUUGAAAGGAAUAUUUUCACUGGGCCACCAGCAUCACCUGUUGAGAAGAUCGGGUGACCCUUUUACAAAAACUACUGAAGUUCAGGGCAGUUCCCAAGGUCUCUUCUUAAAUUACGGCUUCUCUACCGGUAAGAGUGCAAUUAGAGGCUGCACUCAGGUUUUAUAGAAGCCAGAUUUUUUUGGGGGGGGGGAAUGCAGCCUCUAUUCAGACCAGUACGGUAGACACAGUGCUGGGAGAUCACCUUCCUUCUCAGUGGAUCUGCUGAGGGGUGAGUAGGCUGUGUAUAUGUAUGCAUGCAUGUAAGGAAGGCUGCAGUGGCCACAUCCAUUUUUGCCAUGUGUGCUGUUGGUAUGUGGCCCCCCAGAAGGUUCCCCAGGGCUGAAUGUGGCCCUUGAGACAAAAGCAGUUAGCCUUCCCUGAUCCUAGUGCAUGUUCUUGACUGGUUUUUUUUAAAAAAAAUAACCUAAUUAGCUCAACUGCAUUAAAAUAUCUCCGACUGAAAUAAUCCGGAGCAAAAGGAUUUCUUUUUGAGAAAUAGAUAUAUAAAUAUAUAUAUAUAUAUAUAUUAUGCCUUUUUUAACAACUCUAACUUUAGUGCACACCUGAACCCAUUUAUAUUCUGUGUUUUGUGAAACAAAAGCAUAGGUUACUUGAUUUAUAAAUAAAACGCACCUUUU
This is a messenger RNA of Rhineura floridana, 3536 nucleotides long. RefSeq lists its product as uncharacterized. Gene Ontology annotation, biological process: regulation of DNA-templated transcription. Bases 126 to 1685 code for a protein of 519 amino acids. Lineage: Eukaryota; Metazoa; Chordata; Lepidosauria; Squamata; Rhineuridae. The record is from RefSeq and is a predicted model, not a curated record. The transcript is spliced from 8 exons.